AUGUCUUGCAGGACGCAGUUAAGUAAGAGUGGUGACUGUAGUGGCGGCACGAAACGGGUUCAAGCGACACGUGUAGAUCCAAAGGAUGUUAUUGAUAGCAUGUUGGAAAGUGCGGUGCAUGAAAUUGAGCUUGGUUUUAAUGUCAUGCGCUUUCUGUUGUUUGGAUUCUGGUAA
Enterobius vermicularis (human pinworm) is the source of this 174-nucleotide messenger RNA. NCBI's taxonomy places the organism in Eukaryota, Metazoa, Nematoda, Chromadorea, Rhabditida, Oxyuridae. The record is from the annotation of a GenBank genome assembly.